Molecule: messenger RNA, 1536 nt
Organism: Penaeus chinensis
Lineage: Eukaryota; Metazoa; Arthropoda; Malacostraca; Decapoda; Penaeidae
Exons: 2
Coding region: 12-764 (250 amino acids)
Source: RefSeq, a predicted model, not a curated record
CCGAAGGCAAAAUGCACGCACGAAACCUCCCUCUUGUGCUCCUGCUGGCGUGUUGGGCCGUUGCGUCCUCCGAAGCCUCUCUUUCCAUCGGUGGCUUAGUAGGUGGCUUGGCGAUUCUGAAGGGCGCGGCGCUUGUCAGUUACGCAGUGGGGCGUCACCAGCGAUACAACAGGGGACAUUACCAUGGUCGUUCUCACUAUCACGGAGGCUAUAACGGAAGAAGUCACUAUCGCUACGGCCGCUCCGUCGAUCCCGACACCGAAGCAAACGCUGAUGAAGGCAAGAACUUGCUCCUGUCCACCGUGGGGCAGCUCGACCCCGACGGAUGCAUCCUCAAAAUGCUCUGCCACCUCCAAACAAUGAGUCACUCCACCCUCACGCCAGAGGAGAACCUCCUCGUCGACAUGUUCUCCAACAAAACCGAGACCAUGUCCUCCUACAACGCCGCCUUCGUUUACGCCACGGACGUCGGCACCAAGACCCGCGACCCGUCCGUCUGCAACGGACUCUUCCCCAAAUGUUCCCUCAGGGAAGAGCAGCUGAGCGGCCUCCUUCGGAGAGUCUGGGGCUGCGCCUCAGACCUCUUCCGAGAAGAUGCUGAGCGUGAUGACUUCAGUGCCACUCCGUCUAUGGAACAACCCGUGGUCGAGCAACGACCUGUCGACGAGGAGCCCCAAGAGGAACAACAAACCUUGGAUGAAGAUGAGCUGCCCCGAAAUGACAAAAUGUCCAUGGAAGAACUGGUGGCUCUAAUUAUGGAAUAAACAGUAUAAGUAAUUACAAAAGAUCGGUAGUUAUGUAUUAGGACAAUAUAUUCAAAGAAACUAAUUACCGAAAUCAGCUGUUAUUAUUGGUAUCCAGUCAGUUUAUAUACAUAUGUUUAUAUAAUGAAAUACUCAUUGCAAAACGCAUGUGUAUAUGCGUGGUCGAGGAACGGCCUGUUGAUGAGGAGCCCCGAGAAGAACAACAAACCUUGGAUGAAGAUGACUUGCCCCGAAAUGACAGAAUGUCCAUGGAAGAACUGGUGGCCCUGAUAAUGGAAUAAAUAUUAUGUGAUUACAUAAGAUCGAUAGUUAUGUAUUAGGACAAUAUAUUCAAAGGAAUUAAUUACCUAAAUCAGUUAUUUUUGGUAUGCUGUCAGUUUUUUAUAUGAAUGUAUCUAAUGAAAUAUUACAAAACCCAUGCAUAAAUGUGCGUUGAUGUGCGGUUGUGCCUACGAGUGGGUAUGUGGGAGAGAGAGAAACAGAAACGUAGGUGAGAGAAAUAAGAGAGAGAAAGAGCGUGUGUGUGAAUGUAUAUGUAAGAGGCUGUUUGUCCAUGUGUCUUUGCAUGUAGGUUGGUCUGUUUGUAAGAGUAUUCAGCGGUUCUUUAUAAACACAGGCAUUUUGUCCUCGCCAACAAGUUCACCAUACCGUAGUGAUAAGGAUAAUUACACAGCAAUGUUUCACUAGCACCAGGAAGUCAACAGGCUCUCUUCGAAGGAACAGUAUUUCCAACACGCUUGUAUUCAUAUACAUUUAUGAAUUAUAUACAUGU